AUGGAGGCACCUGAACAAUUAACAGCUGAGACUCGGGUCGCGUUAGACGCCGGUAACGGUGAUAACGAAAUCGAGGAGGUCGUUGAGCUCGAGAGGAGGACUCCUGAAGAAGGAAACAACGCUGAGGCCAAUGAUGCCGAAGACAACCCCGAAGCGGUGAACGCUGCCUCGCCACCAAUGCCGAAACGGAAAGUUGUCUGGCCUUGCGAUGUGCCUGCUUCUUCUCUGUCUCCAACGGUGAUUCGCUCCACACUCGAGGCCUGCAGACUCACAGAUGACGCUGUCUUUAUCACUCCCGACGCCGGAGAUCGCCCAUGGGACGUCCCCGAAGACUUCCUCUGCAUUUACUUGACCUACUUCAUGCAAUGCGCGCUUACCUUCCUGAUUCCUUUCCGCCUUCUUGGAUACUGUAAUCGUCGAGGCGUAGCUCUCACUCAGAUGAUUUCAACGUCAGUGACAAACUACACAGACUUCCGGUCCUUGUGCGCCGAGCUCAAUGAAAAUCCAACUAACCGACUCUUUGAGGACCAUUUCUCGGUUAACCUGCACGCGUCGAAGGAUUGGUAUUUCGCAGCUAACACCAAACCUCAGAAAGAUAUCGUCACCGGGAUCAAACCCAGUCGUCAUCUUCCAAGUUGUCUACUCAAUUUCGGACUCACUCCUGAAUUCCAGGCAGCUUUUAGUGAAGCCGGUAAGCGUCGCUGGCCCGAAGCUUGGGAUGAGAUACUCCAACGUCAAGCUAAGAAAUUAGCCUCAGUUAAGGAGCCAAAGCCUCUGAAACCAGAAAGCCGAGCUAAAAAGCCUCGACGUCCUCCUAGACGGAAAGCGCCAAAACUAAAAAAGAAGCGUUCGACAAUGCUUUCGUUGGAUGAAAUCCCGACUCUCUUAGAUGAUGACGAGCCGAACGAUGCAAUGCUAAAUCUUGUUCCCACUACUAAAGGGGACAAACAGAGAGUUGAGGAAAUGGCUCUGAUCGCGAACUCACCUGAUCCGGCGGGUCAAAAGAGAUUAAAGAAGAAGACAUCCUCAAAGAAGAUCAAGAGGAUCGAGGGCUCUUCUCAUCCUCAGGAAACGGCCGCCAAACUCAACCCUCCAGUCCCUACUGCAUCAGAGCUCGCUAUUCCUUGGGAUCAGGCUGAAGCCUCAAACAUGAGAAAGGGGCCAAGUAUCGAUGCUUGUGAUGAUCUCUACCACAAGAUCUCGAGCGAGGUCCCGAGUCUUCCAAAGAUCUCCAAGCUGCGGUUCCCGAACCUGUACAAGGGAAUUGCACACACAACUGCCGUGCUCGCUAGUCAAACCAAUACUCUGAUCGCAGGAUAUGAAGUUGCCCUGUACGAUGAGCAGGUGAGGGUUGCAGAGCUGGAGGAUCGGAUCUCCAAAGUCGACGAACGUCUUGCUACCGAACUCCAGAUAAACAACGAACUCCAUAAUGCUGUCGAUCUGCUGAAGCGGGAAUGCUCAGACCUUAAAGCCGUCAAGGCUGAACUGACGAAGGCUUAG
Eutrema salsugineum is the source of this 1500-nucleotide messenger RNA. RefSeq lists its product as uncharacterized. The record is from RefSeq and is a predicted model, not a curated record. The transcript has 5 exons. Lineage: Eukaryota; Viridiplantae; Streptophyta; Magnoliopsida; Brassicales; Brassicaceae. Bases 1 to 1500 code for a protein of 499 amino acids.